AUGAUCAACACCAUCCACAACAUGGCUUUCAAGAUCCACUACUCUAAAACACACCAGUCGCAACAUGUGGUGUAUUUCCUCCAGUGCACUAAGUACUCCAACAACAAAUAUGAGAUGUAUGGCAAAGGGUCAUGGGAAGAUGGAAACCAAAGCUCCUUGGGGGAAUUCAUCCUGCUAGGGGUGUCUGACCGGCCACAAUUGGAGCUGCUGCUCUUUGUGCUCAUUUUAAUCUCCUACACCAUGACCUUGUUUGGAAACACCACCAUCAUCAUGAUCUCAUGGCUCGACCCCCAUCUCCACGCGCCCAUGUAUUUCUUCCUCAGCAACCUCUCUUUCCUGGACCUCUGCUACACCACCAGCAUUGGCCCCCAGAUGCUGCUGAAUUUCCGAAGCACCCACAAAUCCAUCUCUUGGGCUGGCUGUGUAGCCCAGCUCUACAUCUCCCCCUCACUGGGUUGCACCGAGUGCCUCCUGCUGGCCAUCAUGGCCUAUGACCGCUAUGCCGCCAUCUGCCAGCCGCUGUGCUACACGGCUAUCAUGAGCCUCCGUCUCUGCCUGCAGCUGGCAGCCACCGCCUGGUUGUGCAGCUUCGGCAACUCCGUCCUGCAGACCAUUCGGACCAUGAGGCUGCCCCGAUGUGGGCGGAACCAAAUUGAUAACCUCUUCUGUGAGGUGCCGGCCCCGCUGAAACUGGCAUGCAUCAACACCUCUGCCAAUGAGGCCGAGGUCCUCGCCAGUUCAGUGAUUUUCCUGCUGGUUCCACUGGGCUUCAUCCUGAUGUCCUACGGCUACAUAGGCGCCACCGUGCUGAAGAUUCGCUCAGCGAAAGGGAGGCUCAAGGCUUUCAACACCUGUGCCUCCCACCUUGUUGUGGUGUUGCUGUUUUAUGGCACGGGCAUUUCCAUGUAUCUACAGCCUCCAUCCAGCUACUCCCAGCACCGGGGUAAGAUAGUAUCCCUCUUCUACACCAUGGUGACCCCCAUGCUCAACCCCCUCAUCUACACACUGAGGAAUAAGGAGGUGCACAGGGCACUGCGCAGGGCACUGAGGACUGCCCAGGGGGUCUGA
Messenger RNA from Chelonoidis abingdonii (Abingdon island giant tortoise), 1068 nucleotides. The record is from RefSeq and is a predicted model, not a curated record. NCBI's taxonomy places the organism in Eukaryota, Metazoa, Chordata, Testudines, Testudinidae.